Molecule: messenger RNA, 3643 nt
Organism: Megalops cyprinoides (Indo-Pacific tarpon)
Lineage: Eukaryota; Metazoa; Chordata; Actinopteri; Elopiformes; Megalopidae
Product: PHD finger protein 21A-like
Exons: 19
Coding region: 315-2732 (805 amino acids)
Biological process (GO): negative regulation of transcription by RNA polymerase II
Cellular component (GO): histone deacetylase complex
Molecular function (GO): chromatin binding
Source: RefSeq, a predicted model, not a curated record
AUGAGAUUGAAGAAGAGUUCUUGUUUUGUAUCUCAGUUUCUCUCUUUUUAGACAAAUUAAAUAAAAAAAUCAGGAAUAAACAGGAAAAUCUGAUCACACUCAAUGGAGGGUUUUUGAACAUUAUUGCAAUAAAUUUAUAUACGGGAAGGAAUUCGGCAGAGAGCUACUGGGGUGUUUGUAAAUAUUUAUUUAAAUAAUUUGUGUGUGAGGAGAGGAGGGUGGACUGCUGCUCAAGUGAGUAAAAGAGAGGAGGGGCGCUGGAGAGUGGAGGACCAGUUACCCAGCCAGGUGCUGUACUCACGGGUGUGAAUUGGAUGGUGUUCAAAAGCGGAGACGGUGUGAAGGCUGACAGCUCUCUGGGACUGAGAGACAGACAGCAGUUAUUAAUGAUGGAAUUACAAACAUUACAGGAGGCUCUGAAAGUGGAAAUACAAGUACAUCAGAAACUAGUCGCCCAGAUGAAGCAAGAUCCUCAGAAUGCUGAUUUGAAGAAGCAGCUCCACGAGCUUCAAGCCAAGAUCACAGCGCUGAGCGAAAAGCAGAAAAAGGUGGUGGAGCAGCUGAGGAAGGACCUGCUGGUGAAGCAGGAGCAGCCGGAAAUCAAGCUCCAGGCACAGCCAGCGGAGAGCAAGCACACGGUGCAGCUGGUGCAGCUGGAGAGCAAGGCGUCAGUGCUGCCCUCGGCCCAGGCCCCGCUGGCACUACAGCCCCAGAGCCUGGGCGCCCAGCAGAGGACGGUGACUGUCACUCCAGUCAUCACCGCUAAGACUCUACCUCUGGUGCUGAAAGCUGCCACCCCAACGAUGCCUGCUGCUUCUGUAGUGGCCCAGCGGCCCACCGUGGCCAUGGUCACCGCCAUCAGCAACACGCCCAAGCCCAGUGUGGUCAAUUCUGACUCCCAGACAGCUCCAGUCAACCUCCAGACAUCCAGCAAGCUGACCAAUCAGGGUGCCGAGUCUGUGCGGAUUGUCUCCAAGAAUGCUGUUGUCGUGGUCUCAUCGCAGGUGCAGGCCACUGCCACGGCCCAGCCCAUCAAAGUCCCUCAGUUUAUCCCUCCUCCCCGGCUGACGCCUCGGCCCAGCUUUCUACCACAGGUCCGACCCAAACCCGCCACCCCCAACAAUGUGCCCAUCGCCCCCGCGCCCCCGCCCAUGAUGGCGGCCCCCCAGCUGCUCCAGCGGCCGGUGAUGGUGACCACCAAGCUGACGGCCACGUCGCUGCCGUCCGCCACGGGCCCUAUCCACCAGGUGCGCAUCGUCAACGGCCAGCCCUGCACCACCGUCGGCAAGACCUUGCCCAGCGGCCCGCUGACGGGCAUCGUCAUCACCGCGCCGGCCGCCGGCCGCCUGGCCGGGCCCCAGACUCUGCAGAUCAGCGCAGACGUGAAGGUGACGGGAACAGACAGCACCCCGCAUCCAAAGACUGUUACAGCACAGGGCGGGAUGGAGCCGAGCACAGCAGCAAGUACCCCGUCUUCCCCGCCUGCCCCCACUCCCCUGCCCCCGCCACCACCACCAAAGCCCAAGCAUGAGGAAAACCCCCAGAAAGUUGCCUUCAUGGUGUCCCUUGGACUCGUGACACAUGACCAUUUGGAAGAGAUACAGAGUCGGAGACAGGAACGCAAGCGGAGGACGACAGCAAACCCAGUAUACAGUGGAGCAGUGUUUGAACCAGAGCGUAAGAAGAGUGCGGUAACCUACCUGAACACACCUCUCCACCAAGGCACUAGAAAGAGAGCCAAUGAGGAUCCCUUGUCAAAGGUAUGUUGGACAAAUAUUUUUGUUUUCCAUUUCUCCAUUUUUUUUUGUUUUGUUUCUCGUCUGUCAUUUCGCUCAGGUCGCCCUCCCAAAUACAGCAGCGCUGCAGAGCUGGGCUGCCACACCCCGACCUCCCCCUCCAGCAGCCAUCCCGCCUCCCCGGCCCCUGACAAGCUGGAGACGGGGGGCUUUCACUUCCCCGCCCACCCCCACACCCUCCCUCUGCCCAACCCCAGCUCCGGGGAUGGAGACAUCCAUGAGGAUUUCUGCACUGUGUGCAGACGCAGUGGCCAGUUGCUCAUGUGUGACACGUGCUCACGUGUCUACCACCUGGACUGUUUGGAGCCACCCCUGAAAAGUAUUCCCAAAGGCAUGUGGAUCUGUCCCAAAUGUCAAGACCAGAUUUUGAAGAAAGAGGAGGCAAUUCCUUGGCCUGGAACCUUGGCUAUCGUUCAUUCCUACAUCGCAUAUAAAGCAGCUAAAGAAGAGGAGAAGCAGAAACUGGUGAAGUGGAGUUCAGAGCUGAAACUGGAGCGGGAACAACUAGAGCAGAAGGUCAAACAGCUGAGCAACUCCAUAACAAAAUGCAUGGAGACCAAGAACACCAUCCUGGCCCGACAGAAGGAGAUGCAGGCGUCACUGGAGAAGGUGAAAAGCCUGGUGCGGCUCAUUCAGGGCAUCAGCCUCAUCCAGUCCCCUCAGGCGGCGAGCCCGGGGGGCGUAGCGAAUGGCACGGCGGAAGGAGGGACCACAGGCACAGAGGAGAGCUGUGGCAACAGCAGAGACAACGGCAAGGAGAACAACACUGCCACGCCCACCAAUGACACGGAGCAGUUAGAGAAGGGUGAGGAGGAGGAGGAGGAGGAGGAAGAGGAGGAAAUCAAAAAUGGCAGCAACAACAAUGACCUCAAAACAUUAGAGCCUUCCCAGUCCCCUGGGCUGACCACCCUCGACAGUUCGGACAGUGCAAAAUAACACUUUACCCCUCUUUCAAGAUCAAAGACAGGAACCCCUGAAACACUGGGGGGAGAGCCCACUAGCACCCUGGAGAGGUGCCCCAAGUUGCCAAUCAAUAUAUAUGUUCAUAUAUAUAUUUUUUUGUCUCGUAUUGUUGGACUGUGUCAACACAGUAGAUCUGCAUCCAGAAUGCCAGCCUUGGGAACAGGAGAGGAACAGGGCGGCUUUUUUUUGUUUGUUUUUUUUUUUUUACCAGCGUCAUGCCAAUUAACAGUAGGAAAGAAUACAAAUAAUAAAAAUGAUAAUAACAGAACAUCACGCCAGUGUGUGCCUGCAACAGUCGCCCUUGAGCCUCUUGUGAGGAUUGUUCUUAGGUCGUCUUCGAUUCCUUGGGAGUUGGGUCAAAAGAUGUCCAAAGACUGUUUGCCAUGGGACCCCUCUCCCGUGCCUCCAGCAGAGGGGCGACGUGAAUAUCAAACCAAAAGAACAGCACAGCAGCCAGGGACGACUAAGCACGAGACAGGUACAUCAGUAUUCAUCCACAGUGCAGAACGCACCGCCGAGUUGCUGCAUUUUGAUCCAAGUUGGAUUUUGGGUGAGGAUUGAAAAGGGCAGCCAGCAACUCCUCCCCUCCCCCUCCUCCCCACCCCGUCAAAAAAAAGCAACCAAUAACAAGCGAUCACACCUAAGGUACAACUUGCAUCCACUGUAACUUCCGCUUCCUGUGGACCCAGACACGCGUGACUGACGAGGAUGGGAGCUAGCCGCGCCGGCCGGGCCGAGGCAGCUGCAGCUGCAGCUACAACCGAGGAGCUUGGGAACCACUAGAGUGUAGCACCAGACCAUGCAUGGUAACUUCAUAGUGAAAAUAGUGUCAGUCCAAUGUAGUGAGUGAGUUUUUUUGUGAGUCAGUUUGUCAACUUUCUGGG